Messenger RNA from Musca vetustissima, 1659 nucleotides. Its product is annotated as major facilitator superfamily domain-containing protein 6. Bases 1 to 1659 code for a protein of 552 amino acids. Gene Ontology annotation, molecular function: transmembrane transporter activity. The transcript has 4 exons. NCBI's taxonomy places the organism in Eukaryota, Metazoa, Arthropoda, Insecta, Diptera, Muscidae. Gene Ontology annotation, cellular component: membrane. The record is from RefSeq and is a predicted model, not a curated record.
AUGGCCGUGAUCAAUAAACGUUUGUUGCCCAUUAAGGCUCACUAUUUCUUUUUUAUGGCGUCCAUGGGUCCCAUUUUACCCCAAUUAGCGGUUAUUGGCAAACAAAUUGGCAUAGAUCCGGAGGUAAUGGGCUAUAUUACCUGCAUUUUGCCGGUAAUGUAUGUCAUCGCUAAGCCGAUGUUUGGUUUUAUUGCUGAUUAUUUUUCGCAUUUCCGAAAAUGCAUAUUCAUUUUCUUGAUAGUCGGUAUGAUCUUGUCCUAUGCCGGUUUCUAUUUUAUACCCGAAAAUUCAACGACAAUACAGAUGACGCCAAACGCCUUGGAAAAUAUUACCAUGGAUAUGCGAAAUAUAACCCAAUGUGAUGAAAAGUUAUUCUCUGCAUUAAAUUUCAACACAUUUUCAAACAAAGCUUUAUGCGAAGGCUACAACAGCAAUUUAACUUUCCCAGCCUAUUUUGUGGACCCUCAAAGUCCUGGAAUUUUGGAACUCAAUCUAACCUCAAAUGUUCAACAAUAUUUUAUGUGCCUGGAAGGCAACUACAGCAGCAGUUUACCUCCACAAUUUAAUGGAAGCUGUAAAUUUGAAGACUCACUCACCAGCACCACAUCAUCCUCCUCGUUAUAUCUUACCGCCACCUUUUGGAUAUUUGUGAUACUCAUGUGCUGUGGCACGAUCGGUUUCAAUGUCACCAAUUCCAUAUCGGAUGCCAUUUGUUUUGAUAUGCUGGGUGAUGAUGCCGAACAUAAAUAUGGCAAUCAACGGGUAUGGGGUACCAUUGGCUUUGGUUUGACCGCCUUAAUUUCAGGAAUUGUGGUUGAUCUCUGGACCGUUGAUGCAGUGAAAAGUUUUACACCCGCCCUUAUUAUUAUGUUGAUCUUUGGCGUUUUUGAUUUGUUAAGCGUUUCCAAACUGAAGUUGCCAAAACUCUCAUCCUCCGAAUCAAUAACCAAAGAUGUUUGGCAAUGUAUAAAACAACCUUCGGUGGCCACUUUUUUGGUAUUUGCCACAAUUGCCGGCAUUAUUGAUUCCUUUAUUAUUUUCUUUUUAUUUUGGCAUGUGGAAGAGGUGGCAGCGGAGACGGGUUUUAUGGAUCAAAUUAAACUCAUUGAAGGUUGUGUGGUGGCUGCCGAAUGUUUAGCCGGUGAGGUGCCCUUCUUUUUCUACAGUGGGAAAAUUAUCAAAAAGUUAGGUUAUGUCCAUUGUAUGAGUAUGUGUUUCUUUUUCUAUGCUGUACGUUUGGCUUUAAUCUCCUGGAUACCAAAUCCUUGGUAUCUUGUCGGAGUGGAAUUAUUUUUCCAGGGAUGUACUUAUGCCUUGUGUUAUACAGUGAUUGUGGCAUAUGCUUCGGAGGUGGCACCACCUGGCACAUCGGCCACAAUACAGGGUCUUAUCGCCGGCAUGGAUGAUGGUUUGGGUUUUAGUAUUGGUUCUCUAAUUGGCGGUUUGGCCUUUAAACGUUUCCAUGGUCGUCGUAGUUUUAUGUAUUUCUCCAUUUUGGCCAUCUGUACUUGUGUGGCUCACAUUGUCCUAAGGCCAGCUUCGAGGAAACGGCAAUAUUUACCAAAAACCGGUUAUCAGGCACCAAUGGAACAAGAAAUGGUAGCCAUCAAAGAGAAAAAGGAGGAAGAACAGAAAUCGAUGUUAAAUUCGGUAUCAUAG